AUGUAUCUUGUUAAUUUAAUUUUAGUAAAAUAGCUGGGCUUUAAUGUUAAUAUUUAUAGAUAUGCAAACAGCUUUUAAGAUAUCACUUUCAAUCUUAUUAGAGAGGGUAAAGCUAAGUUCUAAGAAUAAAAGAAUUAUGAAAUUAAUAAUUAUUUCAAUCAGUUUCAAAAUACUUUAAAUUACUUAAAAUAAGAAAUAGAUAUCAACUUUUUAUAAUCCAAAAAUACUAAAUGUAUUCUGUAUCCAAAAAAUAGUAGUUUGUUUCAAAAUUCUUAAGUAAGCUUAAUUACAAAGCCUUCUUAUAUAAAUGGUUAAGACAAUGAAAUUGUGGUAAAAUUAUCCUAGAUUAGAUUGGAUAAUAAUGAUGAUCAUAUAAGGGUAAUUGAAAUCUUGGAGAGUUUUUAGAAGGAUAUUAAUUUAUAUUACUUUGGUUAUUUUCAAUUUUUCUCACUAAAUAUUUCUUUUUAUAAAUAUUACAAGAAAACCUUUGAAUAAUUUUAACAGAAACUAAGAGCUGACUUUACUGAUGUUUAAUUAAUUAAACCCAUUGUUAAAAGGGCAUUUUUUAGCAUAAUCCAUUAAAUAAGGUUACUUCACGAUAAAUAUUCUAUUAUCCAUAGAGAUCUUAAGCCAUAAAAUAUUAUGAUUGAUUUAAAAAGAGAUUAAAAUGAAUGGCAAGAUUAUCAAGAUGUUAACUAUAUAAUCAUAGAUUUUGAUUGCUCAAUCUAGAUUGUAAAUCAUAAACAUUAGGUUUUUGAAACUUAUGGAGGAGGAACAGGCCAUUAUAUUCCUCCUGAACGCAGAGAUAAUCAAUAUAGCAAAUAAUCUGAUACAUAUUAAUUAGGAGUUAUCAUUUUGGAAACCCUGUUUGAACUUGAUUAAUCAAUUUAGAAUGACGACUUUUGGAAAAUGAAAAAUGAAUUAAUUAAAAAAAAGAGCAUAUUUAAUAUAACUGAAAAUCUUUAAAUAAAACUCAUUGAUAUGAUAGCUGAAUUACCCUAAGAUAGACCAAGUUUGGAAGUUAUUUAAUAAUUAUUAGAAUAGGAAUUUUGA
Molecule: messenger RNA, 1053 nt
Organism: Paramecium tetraurelia
Lineage: Eukaryota; Ciliophora; Oligohymenophorea; Peniculida; Parameciidae
Exons: 1
Biological process (GO): protein phosphorylation; mitotic DNA damage checkpoint signaling
Cellular component (GO): cytoplasm; nucleus
Molecular function (GO): ATP binding; protein serine/threonine kinase activity
Source: RefSeq, a predicted model, not a curated record